AUGCCUGCCUCGCGUCGCGGAAGUGGUAGCUUCACGCUAACUACAGGUCAGACAAUCGCCAUCCAUACCCGGACGCAAGAUGAGGAAGACCUCCCGCAUGCAACUAAAAAGACGAUGGCCGACCAUUUGAGAAAAUACGAGAGUUUGUUCACACUCACACCGCAGAGGAUGCGGAUGAUUGUCGAGGCCUUUACUGAGACACUGGAACUUGGCUUGAACAAGCCCAACCAGAUUGUACCUAUGAUUCCGACGUACGUGUUUGGAUGGCCAACAGGUCAGGAGAAAGGAGAUUUCCUCGCUCUUGAUCUCGGUGGAACGAAUUUGCGUGUCUGUCUUGUGACCCUUCAGGGAGAGGGAAAAUUCGAGAUUUCCCAAACCAAAUAUCGUUUGUCUGAGGAGCAAAAACAAGAUGAUGGCCAGAAAUUGUUCGAUUUCUGUGCUGAAUGUUUGCAUACCUUUGUCGAAACCAAUACGGGCGAGGGCGCGGGCCAACUGAAGCCUGGUCAAUCCCUACCUCUUGGCUUUACCUUCUCCUAUCCUUGCUCGCAGGAACGCAUUGACCACGGCGAGCUCAUCCGCUGGACCAAAGGUUUUGGAGCUGGAAACACGGAGGGCAGGGACGUUGCCGAGAUGUUCAAGAAGUCCCUCGAAAAAUACCAAUUGCCCAUCAAACUGACCGCUCUUAUCAAUGAUACGACUGGAACGUUAAUCGCAUCACACUAUGUGAAUCCUAAGACGAAGAUCGCGGUUAUCUUCGGAACUGGUUGUAACGCGGCUUAUAUGGAGCGCGUCAAGGAUAUUGCCAAAAUAGAGCAUUUGGGUAUCGAUCAUGGAGCUGAGAUGGCGAUCAAUUGUGAAUGGGGCGCGUUUGAUUCAUUCGAACAUGAGCAUCUGCCUCGCACGAAAUACGACACGAUCGUUGAUGAUACUUCAAAUAAGCCUGGUGAACAGGCGUUCGAAAAACUCAUUUCUGGCCGGUACUUGGGCGAGAUUCUGCGACUAGUUCUUUGUGAGCUCAUCGACGAAGGUGUUCUUUUCCUGGGACAGAACACUUACAAACUCGAGAAACCAUACUGUUUCGACACCGCGUUUUUGUCUCUUAUGGAGAGUGACCCAACGGACGAACUUCUCAUGGUUAUCGGAAUCUUCACACACUUCUUCGCCCUCGAGACGACGCUCGCGGAACGGCAGUUCUUCCGGGCUCUUGCGAAGCUCAUUGGAAGACGUGCGGCUCGUUUGAGCUCCUGUGGUAUUGCUGCAAUCGUCAACAAGAUGGGUUAUCUCGAGGAAGGCUGUUCGGUCGGGGCCGAUGGCUCCUUGUACAACAAAUACCCUGGGUUUGCCGAUCGUGUGCACGAAGGUUUGCAGGACAUUUUCGGCGAUAAGGGACGCAACAUCGUCACGCAUCACGCCGAGGAUGGUAGCGGUGUAGGCAGUGCGAUUAUUGCAGCCAUGACGAAGCACAGGAAGGAUGCCGGGUUGUACCUUAAUGUCUGA
Suillus subaureus is the source of this 1497-nucleotide messenger RNA. Its product is annotated as hexokinase. The transcript is spliced from 14 exons. Bases 1 to 1497 code for a protein of 498 amino acids. Lineage: Eukaryota; Fungi; Basidiomycota; Agaricomycetes; Boletales; Suillaceae. Gene Ontology annotation, molecular function: glucokinase activity; D-glucose binding; mannokinase activity. Gene Ontology annotation, biological process: intracellular glucose homeostasis; glycolytic process; glucose 6-phosphate metabolic process. Gene Ontology annotation, cellular component: cytosol; mitochondrion. The record is from RefSeq and is a predicted model, not a curated record.